ACGAGAAGCGAGGCGCGGGAAACAGACGGGAAGAGUUUCAGAAGCAGAACUGAGCGGCGUCGUCUCUGUCAGUGUACAUCCAUCUUGUUUUUCUUUUAAAUAAGAAAACCUAGUCCACGUUGUCGAGUUUUCUGGUUCCUGGUUCAGUAUGUCUGGCUUUGACGACCCGGGAGUGUACUACAGCGACAACUUCGGAGGGGGAGAUGGACACGGCGGGGAUGAAGGCGGUCAGAAGAAGACCCAGAUCAAGAAGCGGUUCCGUGAGUUCCUCCGGCAGUUCCGAGUCGGGACCGACCGGACGGGCUUCACCUAUAAAUACAGAGAUGACCUGAAGAGACAUUACACCCUGGGGGAGUACUGGGUGGUGGUGGAGAUGGAGGACAUUGCCAGCUUUGACGAGGAUCUGUCAGACUGUCUCUACAAGGUGCCCUCUGAGAACCUGCCCAUGCUGGAGGAAGCUGCGAAGGAGGUGGCCGACGAGGUGACUCGUCCCCGUCCCACGGGAGAGGAGACGGUCCAGGACAUCCAGGUCAUGCUGAAGAGCGACGCACAUCAAGCCUCCAUCCGUGGCCUCAAGUCCGAGCAGGUGUCCCGUCUGGUGAAGGUGCACGGCAUCAUCAUCUCGGCCACCCCAGUGAGGGCGAAGGCCACCAAGAUUUGCCUGCAGUGUCGCGGCUGUCGCUCCGUCAUCAACAACAUCCCUCUGCCUCCGGGCCUGCAGGGUUACGCUCUGCCACGCAAAUGCAACCAUGAAAGUGCCGGAAGGGUGAAGUGUCCCGUUGACCCCUACUUUAUCAUCCCGGACCGCUGCGUUUGCGUUGACUUCCAGACCCUCCGCCUGCAGGAGUCCCCGGAUGCUGUGCCUCACGGGGAGAUGCCCCGUCACCUGCAGCUCUACUGUGAUCGGUAUCUGUGUGACCGUGUGGUCCCGGGCAACAGAGUGACCAUCAUGGGUAUCUACUCCAUCAAGAAGAUGGCCGUCGUAAAGCCCAAAGGCAAAGAGAAGAGCUCCGGUGUGGGCAUUCGUGCGUCCUACUUGCGAGUGGUGGGCAUCGAGAUGGACACAGAAGGAGCAGGACGCGGUGCUACUGGAUCAGUCACUCCACAGGAGGAGGAGGAACUGCGAGCGCUGUCUGCUUCGCCGAACGUCUACGCCUCUCUGGCCCGCUCCGUAGCUCCAUCCAUCUACGGCAGCGAAGAUCUGAAAAAGGCCAUCACCUGUCUGCUGUUCGGGGGUUCAAGGAAGAGGUUGCCCGACGGCCUCACUCGUAGGGGGGACAUCAACCUGCUGAUGCUGGGAGAUCCUGGCACGGCCAAGUCCCAGCUGCUCAAGUUCGUGGAGAGAUGCUCGCCUAUCGGGGUUUACACCUCGGGUAAAGGCAGCAGUGCGGCUGGUCUGACCGCCUCCGUGCUGAGGGACCCCCACACCCGCGGGUUCAUCAUGGAGGGGGGGGCCAUGGUGCUGGCCGACGGCGGAGUUGUAUGCAUCGACGAGUUUGACAAGAUGAGAGAGGAUGACAGAGUGGCCAUUCACGAAGCCAUGGAGCAACAGACCAUCUCCAUUGCCAAGGCCGGCAUCACCACCACCCUGAACUCUCGCUGCUCCGUGCUGGCCGCCGCCAACUCCGUGUUUGGCCGCUGGGACGACACAAAGGGCGAGGACAACAUCGACUUCAUGCCCACCAUCUUAUCCCGCUUUGACAUGAUCUUCAUCAUCAAAGACCAUCACGACCAUCAGCGAGACAUGACACUGGCUCGUCACGUGAUGAACGUUCACCUGAGCGCCCUGACACAGACGGAGGGCGUCGAGGGCGAGAUUACACUGGCCACCUUCAAGAAAUACAUCGCCUACGCCAGAACUAAAUGUGGCCCUCGGCUCUCUGCGGCGGCAGCGGAGAAGUUGAAAAAUAGGUACGUGGUGAUGAGGAGCGGAGCGAGGGACCACGAAAGGGAGAGCAACAAAAGGCCCUCCAUCCCCAUCACUGUCAGGCAGCUGGAGGCUGUUAUUCGCAUCGCAGAGUCCCUGGCCAAGAUGAAGCUGCAGGCUGUGGCUGGAGAGGAAGAGGUGGACGAGGCCCUCCGACUCUUCCAGGUUUCCACACUGGAUGCUGCACUGUCUGGCAGCCUUUCAGGAGUGGAGGGCUUCACUUCUCAGGAGGACCAGGAAAUGGUCUCACGCGUUGAGAAGCAGCUGAAGAGACGCUUUGCCAUCGGCUCCCAGGUGUCCGAGCACAGCAUCGUCCAAGACUUCACCAAACAGAAGUAUCCGGAGCACGCCAUCUACAAAGUCCUCCACCUGAUGUUGAGGAGGGGUGAGCUGCAGCACCGCAUGCAGAGGAAAGUGCUCUACAGAGUCAAGUAGAGCAAACUGUGCUCUAAUACAUAUUAAUAUCAUUGUUGUUGUUGUAAAUAGUUUUGGGUCUGCCUAUUCCUGCUUUAAAUGCCUUAGAAUAUUCAGUCUCGCUCAUGGUUAAGUGAUCGAUUAAGUCGCAUCUGGAUUUUAUGGCAGCAACUGUCUGAUUACAUGUAUCCGAAUGGAAAAACUGUCACACAGAUGUUGUCAAGUUU
Anoplopoma fimbria (sablefish) is the source of this 2568-nucleotide messenger RNA. It is a transcript of the gene mcm5, whose product is annotated as minichromosome maintenance complex component 5. Gene Ontology annotation, molecular function: ATP binding; single-stranded DNA helicase activity; single-stranded DNA binding. NCBI's taxonomy places the organism in Eukaryota, Metazoa, Chordata, Actinopteri, Perciformes, Anoplopomatidae. The transcript has 16 exons. The record is from RefSeq and is a predicted model, not a curated record. Gene Ontology annotation, biological process: DNA replication; DNA replication initiation; double-strand break repair via break-induced replication. The coding region runs from base 149 to 2362 and encodes 737 amino acids. Gene Ontology annotation, cellular component: nucleus; MCM complex.